Messenger RNA from Oncorhynchus masou masou (cherry salmon), 7076 nucleotides. RefSeq names its product acyl-coenzyme A thioesterase 1-like. Gene Ontology annotation, biological process: fatty acid metabolic process; acyl-CoA metabolic process. The transcript has 4 exons. Bases 279 to 1637 code for a protein of 452 amino acids. Gene Ontology annotation, molecular function: fatty acyl-CoA hydrolase activity. The record is from RefSeq and is a predicted model, not a curated record. Lineage: Eukaryota; Metazoa; Chordata; Actinopteri; Salmoniformes; Salmonidae.
UUCGCCAUAUUUGGUGGUUCGUGGAAUGGUCAUGGCUAGAAGGGAUGUCGCGAAGACAGUAUGCUGUGGCUACAGCUUUUGUCAAAUUAACGUCAAAAGUGCAUAUUAGCUAACCCUUAACUAUAUUCCUAACCUGCUAUGUUAAUUCUCAUAACCAACGAAAAGUGAACUAUGACAAAAGCUGUAUCCAUCUAGUCAAAACCGAGUGGAAAUUUCAACCGGAUGCUUCAGAUUUAUACAUCCGGUGAAACAUCUGGCUACUUGUUCUAUCUGUGGCCAUGUUGCACCAACGGGCUUACCGUGAAGUUAUCUCAAAAAUAUGGUUUAUUCGGUUUCAAACAACACUGAGGUCGAGUUCGCAACAGGUUUGCGUCCGCCUUCUCCCCAGCUCUGGCUGUUUCUUCGACGAACCGGUGCACGUGAAGGUAGAUGGACUUUCUCCCCACCAGAAAGUAGAGUUGAGAUCCAAACUCAAGGACGAUAAAGGGGUAAUGUUCAGAGCUUCCGCUCUGGUCGCUGCAGAUGCUAACGGACAGGUGGACCUGUGUCGCUCUCCCUCUCUGGGCGGCAGCUACACGGGAGUUGAAUCCAUGGGCUUGUUUUGGGCCAUGACGGCCGAGACUCCACACAGCAAACUGUUAAAAAAAAAUGUUUUGGGUUCAAUGAUGGUUGACAUAGAAGUGCUGCAUGGGGACACAGGUGAGCUCUUGGCCACAGAGACCAAUGAGAGGCGGUUCAUGAUGGAAGGGGUAAGGAGAAUACCGUUGGGCUUGAAAGAAGGGAGAAUUCGGGGAGUCCUCUUUCUACCACCCGGGCUGGGUCCAUUCCCCGGUGUACUGGAUGUGUAUACUCUGGGUGGAGGUAUAUCAGAGGUCCGGGCCAGUCUUCUGGCUAACAAAGGCUUUGUGGUUCUGGCUCUGGCCUACUAUGGCUUCCAGGACCUGCCCAGAACCGUGCCCAAAUACUUUGACCUGGAGUACUUUGAAGAGGCUAUCACUUUCCUGAGGCAACAGCCACAGGUACAGGGUCCAGGAAUAGGAAUCCUGUCCAUCUCGAAGAGUGGGGAUCUGGCUCUGUCCAUGGCUUCUUUUCUCUCUGGCAUCUCAGCCACAGCCUGGAUCAACGGCAGCAACGCUAAUAUGGUGGUGCCACUGCACUACAAAGACCUCAUCAUCCCUUCCAUCACGCCUAUUGUUGAGAACGUCACCGUCUCCCCGUCCGGCAUCCUUGACAUCCGAGACGCCUUACCAGACCCAGAGACUGAGGUGAACCGCGGUUCCGUGAUCCCAAUAGAGCGUUCCAGUUCUAGGUUCCUCUUUGCCGCCUCUGAGGACGACAGGAACUGGAACAGCUGUCUCUUCGCUGAACAGGCCGCCGCCCGGCUGAGGCAUCAUGGGAAAGAGAACUUUGAGGUGGUGAUGUACCCCAGGGCGGGGCAUUUUCUGGAAGUACCCUACAUGCCCCACUGCCCGUCUGGCUUCCAUCCCGCGGUUGGUCAAGUGGUGGUGUUUGGGGGAGAGGCUAAAGCCCACCAUCAGGCUCAGCUGGACCUGUGGAGGAGGGUCCAGGCGUUCUUCAGAAAACACCUGGAGGGGAACAACACUAGCGAAAAAGCUACGUUUUAUACUAGAGGGUAAGACGAGGGAUUCCGUCAGGAACAUUUGGCACCGGACAACAUAACCGGGAAGUUUUUAAUUUACCAGACAUUUUAGAAAUGUACUGGACAUUCGUGUGCAUUCAGAUUCGACUACAAAGAGAGGGAGGAAGAAACUGCCCACCUGGUGAGGCAGUGCCAUCAAUAAACAAAGGAUAGCCUAUUGGCCAAAUGAGCCACAUUGGAAUUGUCCUUAAUAGCCUAUAACAAAUUACACAAACACUUCAGUGUUUUAGAUGUGUAGCAUUAGCAAACAUGUAUGGCCUAUUGUUUUAUUGGGUUUUACUUUCCUAAAACAAGUGUUCUCCUCAUGGUUCAGCUGUCGGAGAUUUGAGCACUAAAUGCAUCAGGGCAUUGCAUGCAUAUGUCUAUAGGCUUAGACGUCCACCAUAUGAUAUGAAUAUUUAAAAAAAAAUACUUGUAAAAUAAGAAAGUUAUUCCUUGCCCUAGAGACGGAGAGAGGAGAUAUGCCAGUGGCAUGCUGCGACACCUCCAUGCAUUUGUCAGGUGAUUACAGCGUCUGCAAGAUAUAGGUGUACAGAAGGAGGCUUAUUCAUUAGUUUUCAAUCAGAAUAUUUUUUAUAAAGAUACUCCUAUAAACAAUAUAAUGAUUAAUUAACUUAAUUAAUUAAGGUAGGCCUAAAAUGUUCUUCCUCACAUGAACUUCAACUUUCAGAGUCAGUUGGAGAGUCGGUGCGCACUGCUUUCAUUGUCCUGCAGCAGCCAGUUUAAUAGGCCUAAUAGCUGCACCAAACUUUAACAAAAGUUUCUAAACUUUAUUAGGGAAAUAUAAAAAGUCUUUGUUUGUAGAGAAAAUAUGAACGGAUUAUUAUAUUGCGGUAAACACACCAUUAUACAGUUAUAUAAUUAUACAUUAUAUAAUUUGGCCAUUGAAAAAAUAAAUACAAUUUAACAGAAUUUAAACACACUUGUGACGCAAUUACCAGCAAACACUAGUGCCUACCGUACCCAACAAAUGACAGCAAUAGGCUAAUAAUAUUUAUUUUACAACAGGCCCACUUUUUAACCUAUUUUAAACUAAAUACGAAGCACACACAGAUCGGACUUAAAAUGAAAAUGUCUCAACAGAAUAAUACAAAACACAUUUGACAUAUUUCAAGAACUGGUUUAGAUUAAUAAAUAGGCCUACACUAAUAGCCAUAUACAAUAAUAGGGUAAUGAUAAAACAAAUUAUUAGAAAUAAGAAAAUAAAUACAAGUUCCAAAAUAGCGAGUUGCACAGGAGCCUGCAUUUGGACGAGCCAACGUUCUUCUAAUCUUUGUCUACUACAAUAUUAAAACUUGGUCACACAGAGGACAUUCCCCUUGUAAGCUUUUCAUUGUAGACUUACUUUUCCCCCCUCUAACUUUCAUUUAACUUAAUAACCGAAGAAGGAUAGAAAAACAUAUGCGAGGCACAAACAUUCGCUUUGCUUAGCAGAGUUCUGCUUGGAACAAACCAAACCUAGUAUGUGGGCGUCUGAAAGGUUAGGUAAGGGUAGGAACGUCCCAAGGACCCCAGAUGGCACUAACCCCAAGCAAUAAUGCGAGAAGAGGACCCCACAUAAGAUAAUUAUUGUAGUAGGUGUAGAAUUGCACAAUUUAGGGAAUAUUCAGAGGUGGAAACUUUCCGUGGGAAUUAACGGAAUAUAUGGGAAUAACGGAAAUAUAUGCAAAUUGUUAUUAAUACCAUUUUAAAUGUAGAUGUUUUUUGCAUUGGAUUAUAUUUACCUUAUCAUAAGUAGACAUUAUUGCAAAUUAUUAAAUCCUUCCAAUAGAAAUUUUAAAAAACAAUUUAGUUACAAAUUGAACUUUAAUUAAAUGAGUUGACUCUUCACAUGGAAUGAUUUCACUGAACAACAAAAGAAAGUGAAUAUUGAAUGAUCCCCAAUGAUCCAUAGCAUCUCCCCCCCAAAAAUUCAACAUACAUACUGUAAAAUAAUAGUCUACAAACUAAAGCUUUGGUUGUCUUCCUCUCAUGCUUCCAUGUCUUCUCCCUGGACCUCCUCAAUGUCCACCACUUGAACAUCAGACUGAGAGGGCUCAUCUUCACUCUCACUUUCCAACCAUGUUGAGGAUGGCUCGUUGUCAGGCUCAAAUUUGCCCAGGUGGCCACCAAUUUUUCAAUCCUUGCAUUGGUCAGCCUGUUGCGUGCUUUGGUGUGUGUGUUCCCAAACAAGGACCAGUUGCGCUCUGAGACGGCUGAUGUUGGUGGGAUUUGGAGGAUGAUGGAGGCAACAGGGGAAAGAGCCUCAGAUCCACAAAGUCCCUUCCACCAGGUGGCUGGUGAGAUAUGUUGGCACGACUGCCAUAUUGCAUCUCCAUCCCAAAGCCCUUGCUUGGAUGUGUGCUUCGCCAGUCUGCCAAGAACCUUGCCCUCAUCCAGGCCAUACAGUAGUGAUGGCACCAUAGGCCUUGUUGAUCUCUGUACCAGACAGGAUGCUCUUGCCAGCAUACUUGGGUCCAACAUGUACGCUGCAGCAUGUUUGGGCUUCAGGCAUAACUGCAGUUUCCUCUGCUUGGAGCAACAGUGAAGUGGGCAGGGCAGAAUGGAUUUGUUCUCUUACAUCUGCAAGUAGUCUGAACAUCAGACAGGAUGGCAUUGUCUCCCUCAAUCUGUGUAAUGGCUACUGCUAUAGGUUUCAGGAGUUUUAGGCUGAUUAACAUUCUCUCCCAAAAUACAUCAUCCAGGAGGAUCCUUUUGAUGGGGCUGUCCAUAUCGGCAGACUGCGGUAUGGCCAUUUCUUGGAGAGACUGCUUCUCCUUCAGGAGACUGUCAAACAUGACAACACCACCCCAAUGGGUGUUGCAUUGCAGCUUCAAUGUUGUGCUCUUAUUCUUCUCACUUUCGUUUGUGUGGUAGAUUGCUAUAACUUGAUGAUCCUUCACAUACCUAACCAUUUCCUUGGCUCUCUUGUAGAGUUUAUCUGUUGUUUUCAGUGCCAUGAUGUCCCUGAGGAGCAGAUUCAAUGCAUGAGCAGCACAGCCAAUGGGUGUGAUGUGAGGGUAGGACUCCUCCACUUUAGAACAAGCGGCCUUCAUGUUCCCAGCAUUCUGUCACCAGUGGAAAUACCUCAGGUGGUCCAAAGUCAUUGACUGCCUUCAGCUCAUCUGCAAUGUAGAGACUGGUGUGUCUGUUGUUCCGUGUAUCUGUGCUCUUGUAGAAUACUGGUUGAGGGAUGGAGAUGAUGUAGUUAAUUAUUCUACAAGCAUGGACUUGUAGAUGACCUGGAGCCAGUGGGUCUGGCGACGAAUAUGUAGCGAGGGCCAGCCAACUAGAGCAUACAAGUCGCAGUGGUGGGUGGUAUAAGGUGCUUUAGUGACAAAACGGAUGGCACUGUGAUAAACUGCAUCCAGUUUGCUGAGUAGAGUGUUGGAAGCAAUUUUGUAGAUGACAUCGCCGAAGUCGAGGAUCGGUAGGAUAGUCAGUUUUACUAGGGUAAGUUUGGCGGCGUGAGUGAAGGAGGCUUUGUUGCGGAAUAGAAAGCCGACUCUUGAUUUGAUUUUCGAUUGGAGAUGUUUGAUAUGAGUCUGGAAGGAGAGUUUACAGUCUAGCCAGACACCUAGGUACUUAUAGAUGUCCACAUAUUCAAGGUCGGAACCAUCCAGGGUGGUGAUGCUAGUCGGGCAUGCGGGUGCAGGCAGAGAUCGGUUGAAAAGCAUGCAUUUGGUUUUACUAGCGUUUAAGAGCAGUUGGAGGCCACGGAAGGAGUGUUGUAUGGCAUUGAAGCUCGUUUGGAGGUUAGAUCGCACAGUGUCCAAGGACGGGCCGGAAGUAUAUAGAAUGGUGUCCCGCAGCAAGAGCAACAUCAUUGAUAUAUACAGAGAAAAGAGUCGGCCCGAGAAUUGAACCCUGUGGCACCCCCAUAGAGACUGCCAGAGGACCGGACAGCAUGCCCUCCGAUUUGACACACUGAACUCUGUCUGCAAAGUAAUUGGUGAACCAGGCAAGGCAGUCAUCCUAAAAACCGAGGCUACUGAGUCUGCCGAUAAGAAUAUGAUGUUUGACAGAGUCGAAAGCCUUGGCAAGGUCGAUAAAGACGGCUGCACAGUACUGUCUUUUAUCGAUGGCGGUUAUGAUAUCGUUUAGUACCUUGAGUGUGGCUGAGGUGCACCCGUGACCGGCUCGGAAACCAGAUUGCACAGCGGAGAAGGUACGGUGGGAUUCGAGAUGGUCAGUGACCUGUUUGUUGACUUGGCUUUCAAAGACCUUAGAUAGGCAGGGCAGGAUGGAUAUAGGUCUGUAACAGUUUGGGUCCAGGGUGUCUCCCCCUUUGAAGAGGGGGAAGACUGCGGCAGCUUUCCAAUCCUUGGGGAUCUCAGACGAUAUGAAAGAGAGGUUGAACAGGCUGGUAAUAGGGGUUGCGACAAUGGCGGCGGAUAGUUUCAGAAAUAGAGGGUCCAGAUUGUCAAGCCCAGCUGAUUUGUACGGGUCCAGGUUUUGCAGCUCUUUCAGAACAUCUGCUAUCUGGAUUUGGGUAAAGGAGAACCUGGAGAGGCUUGGGCGAGGAGCUGCGGGGGGGGGGGGGCGGAGCUGUUGGCCGAGGUUGGAGUAGCCAGGCGGAAGGCAUGGCCAGCCGUUGAGAAAUGCUUGUUGAAGUUUUCGAUAAUCACGGAUUUAUCGGUGGUGACCGUGUUACCUAGCCUCAGUGCAGUGGGCAGCUGGGAGGAGGUGCUCUUGUUCUCCAUGGACUUCACAGUGUCCCAGAACUUUUUGGAGUUGGAGCUACAGGAUGUAAACUUCUGCCUGAAGAAGCUGGCCUUCGCUUUCCUGACUGACUGCCUGUAUUGGUUCCUGACUUCCCUGAACAGUUGCAUAUCGCGGGGACUAUUCGAUGCUAUUGCAGUCCGCCACAGGAUGUUUUUGUGCUGGUCGAGGGCAGUCAGGUCUGGAGUGAACCAAGGGCUGUAUCUGUUCUUAGUUCUGAAUUUUUUGAACGGAGCAUGCUUAUCUAAAAUGGUGAGGAAGUUACUUUUAACCUGUUGAAACUCUAGGGGCGCAAUUUCAUUUUUGGAUGAAAAACGUUCCCGUUUUAAACAAGAUAUUUUGUCACAAAAAGAUGCUCGACUAUGCAUAUAAUUGAUAGCUUUCGAAAGAAAACACUCUGACGUGUCCAGAACUGCAAAGAUAUUUUCUGUGCGUGCCCUAGAACGUGAGCUUCAGGCAAAACCAAGAUGAGACGGCAUCCAGGAAAUGAGCAGGAUUUUUGAGGCUCUGUUUUCCAUUGUCUCCUUAUAUGGCUGUGAUUGCGAGAGGAGUAAGUCUGCCCUUUCUGUCGUUUCCCCAAGGUGUCUGCAGCAUUGUGACGUAUUUGUAGGCAGAUCAUUGGAAGAUUAAAUAGAAAAAAUAUCAAAUAGUAAUCUUAUCUAUUUUAUCUGUCAUUGCAAAGUUACACAGAAUGUGCUCAGGAAGAGGGGGGGGG